Meloidogyne enterolobii is the source of this 579-nucleotide messenger RNA. NCBI's taxonomy places the organism in Eukaryota, Metazoa, Nematoda, Chromadorea, Rhabditida, Meloidogynidae. The record is from the annotation of a GenBank genome assembly.
AUGGGAUCUAUUAUUUCCCUUGAGAUUUUUUCUGCCGAUUUCCUUAUAACUCUUAACACACAAGAAUCCAAUCACCACUUAUACAUAAUAAUAGGCCUACUUAUUUUUGCCUUAAUUUGCUCGAGCGCCCUUAUAAUCUAUAAAAUAAACCGAAAUUGCAAGAAACCCCAACGAAAUGCCUGGAUUCCUCCACCUACAUUAAUGGCUUUAAUUUUAAUUUUUUUAAUUUGCUCCCCAACAAUAGAAGCUAGCAAUACCAAACGUAAUUCUAAAUUGCGCAAAACAGUAAAAUGGACCGGGAAAGCUUCUGCCAGCCUUUUAGCCUCCUCUGCUGCUUAUUUGGGUCUUGACUACCUUGCUGCAUACUUACUCGAUAACCCUGAUCUAAGCUCACUAAUCCUAGCAGCAAUCACCCUCCUUAUAAUAACCCUUCUCGCAGCAAUAACCCUUUUUGCUUACAAAACAUUCACAUCACGCAAUCGCUCUGAACCGCCCCUAAACAAAAUUAAAAAUUUGAAUGAAAGCGAACUAAAAAUUUUAAGGCAAUUAGCCUCUCAAGUUAACAAUACGCCCCAAUAA